UCCACAAAGUUUUGCUCCACCACAUGAUCCAGCUAGUAGUAAUAGACGCUUAAUUCUUCACCUUCUUUUAGUUUCAGGGAAUAUGCGAAUAAACACUUCAGGUAUACCUAAAUAUAAUUGA
Messenger RNA from Funneliformis caledonium, 121 nucleotides. The record is from the annotation of a GenBank genome assembly. Lineage: Eukaryota; Fungi; Glomeromycota; Glomeromycetes; Glomerales; Glomeraceae.